AAACGAACUCCUCGCGUAGGCCUGAGCAGCGCUCCUGCAAGAAAUUCAGGGCGUGAGCGGCACGCAUGCAAAAACGUGCGCCGGGAAGCGCCACCUUCCAAAACCCUAUAAAACGACCGUGUCAUGAAACCCCACCAAAUUCAGAUCUGAUUACCCUUUUAAACCUCUCUCUCUCUCUCCCUCUUUCAAAAACCAGCUGCAGCAGGAACAGCAGCAGCGACAGCUCCAUGGAAGACGCCUACGCCAGAUCCGUCACGGAAGUUUUGGAAGCCUUUGGAGUAGACCCCACCAAGGGGCUUACAGAUUUUCAGGCGGUGGAAAAUGCAAAAAUCUAUGGCAGGAACGUGCUGCCUCAAGAGGGAAGCACUCCCUUUUGGAAACUAAUUUUGAAGCAAUUUGAUGAUUUGCUUGUUAAGAUAUUAAUUGUGGCUGCGAUUGUAUCAUUUGUUUUGGCGUUGAUUGAUGGCGAGACAGGCCUGGCUGCAUUCUUAGAACCUUCUGUCAUCCUUAUGAUAUUGGCGGCAAAUGCAGCUGUAGGUGUAAUUACGGAAACAAAUGCUGAGAAGGCUCUUGAGGAGUUGCGUGCAUACCAAGCUGAUGUUGCAACUGUGCUACGAAAUGGUUGCUUAUCAAUACUACCUGCCACAGACCUUGUACCUGGGGAUAUUGUUGAAGUUGGAGUGGGGUGCAAAGUUCCUGCUGAUAUGAGAAUGGUUGAGAUGCUAAGUAAUCAAUUGCGUGUUGAUCAGGCAAUACUUACAGGGGAGAGCUGUUCAGUGGCAAAAGAGCUUGAAUCAACUUUAGCAACAAAUGCUGUGCAUCAGGACAAGACAAACAUCCUCUUCUCAGGAACAAUUGUGGUGGCUGGUAGAGCAAGAGCUAUUGUUGUUGGAGUUGGUUCUAACACUGCAAUGGGCAGCAUACGUGAUGCAAUGUUAAGAACAGGAGAUGAAGCGACACCACUAAAGAAGAAGCUUGAUGAAUUCGGUACAUUCUUGGCCAAGGUUAUUGCAGGUAUUUGUGUCUCAGUUUGGGUUGUAAACAUUGGUCAUUUUCGUGAUCCUUCUCACGGUGGCUUCUUGAGAGGUGCUAUCCAUUACUUCAAGAUUGCAGUUGCUCUUGCAGUGGCAGCAAUUCCUGAAGGGCUUCCUGCUGUUGUUACAACGUGCUUGGCUCUUGGGACAAAAAGAAUGGCACGAAUGAAUGCUAUUGUAAGGUCUUUACCAUCAGUGGAGACCCUGGGCUGCACUACUGUAAUUUGCAGUGACAAAACUGGUACACUCACGACAAACAUGAUGUCUGUGUCAAAGAUCUGCGUGGUUCGUUCCCCACACCAUGGUACUAUCACCACCGAGUACACUGUUAGUGGAACAACAUAUGCACCGGAAGGCAGAAUUUUUGAUGCUGAGGGAAUUCAGGUUGAAUUUCCUGCGCAUUUUCCCUGUCUUCUACACAUAUCAAUGUGUUCUGCCCUUUGCAAUGAAUCUACUUUACAAUACAACCCAGACAAGGGAAACUAUGACAAAAUUGGCGAGUCAACUGAAGUUGCCCUCCGUGUUCUAGCAGAAAAGGUCGGUCUUCCCGGUUAUGAUUCCAUGCCUUCAGCUCUGAAUAUGCUGAGCAAACAUGAGCGUGCAUCUUACUGUAACCAUUAUUGGGAGAACCAGUUUAAAAAGGUCUCUCUUUUAGAAUUUUCUCGAGACCGCAAAAUGAUGAGUGUACUCUGUAGCCGAAAACAGCAGGAAAUUAUGUUUUCCAAAGGUGCUCCUGAGAGUAUAAUUUCUAGAUGCUCAAAUAUUCUCUGCAAUGAUGAUGGUUCUGUGGUUCCACUAACUACAGCCAUUCGAGCUGAAUUGGAGUCCAGAUUUCAUAGUCUUGCAGGCAAAGAGACCCUAAGAUGUUUGGCUCUAGCUUUAAAACGAAUGCCCAUGGGUCAACAGACUCUCUCCUUCGAGGAUGAGAGAGAACUUACAUUCAUUGGCUUGGUUGGAAUGCUUGAUCCACCAAGGAAGGAAGUAAGAAAUGCGAUCAUGUCAUGUAUGUCUGCUGGCAUACGUGUUAUAGUUGUCACUGGGGAUAACAAAUCCACUGCAGAGUCUCUGUGUCAUCAAAUUGGUGCAUUUGAUUUGGAAGAUUUUUCUGGACGCUCCUAUACAGCUUCGGAGUUCGAAGAACUUCCAGCCAUGCAGCAAACACUAGCACUGCAGCGCAUGGUACUCUUCACCAGGGUUGAACCGUCUCAUAAAAAGAUGCUGGUUGAAGCUCUGCAACACCAAAAUGAAGUGGUUGCAAUGACUGGCGAUGGCGUUAAUGAUGCACCCGCACUAAAGAAAGCAGACAUUGGAAUCGCCAUGGGUUCAGGAACAGCUGUUGCAAAGAGUGCUUCAGAUAUGGUAUUGGCUGAUGACAAUUUUGCUUCAAUUGUUGUGGCUGUUGCAGAGGGAAGGGCUAUAUACAAUAACACAAAGCAGUUUAUCAGAUAUAUGAUCUCUUCCAAUAUUGGAGAAGUUGUUUGCAUUUUUGUUGCGGCUGUGCUUGGCAUGCCUGAAACUUUAGUUCCUGUGCAAUUACUUUGGGUGAAUUUAGUUACUGAUGGAUUACCUGCUACCGCUAUUGGUUUCAACAAGCCAGAUUCAAAUGUGAUGAUGGCUAAGCCUCGUAAGAUUAAUGAAGCUGUGGUGACAGGGUGGUUAUUUUUCCGUUAUUUGGUUAUUGGAGCAUAUGUUGGUCUUGCGACUAUCGUUGGGUACAUAUGGUGGUUUGUUUAUUCUAAUAAUGGUCCCAAAUUACCAUAUUAUGAUUUGGUUAACUUUGAUACUUGUUCAACUAGAGAAACAACAUAUCCGUGCAGUAUAUUUGGUGAUCGGCAUCCGUCAACUGUAUCAAUGACAGUGCUUGUUGUUGUUGAGAUGUUUAAUGCAUUAAAUAAUCUCAGUGAAAAUCAAUCACUUUUUACAAUUCCACCCUGGAGUAAUUUAUGGCUUCUCGCAUCAAUUGUCCUCACUAUGAUUCUUCAUAUGCUAAUCUUGUAUGUGGAACCUCUUUCCAUACUUUUCUCUGUUACUCCAUUGUCUUGGGCAGAGUGGCUUGUUGUUCUUUAUCUUUCUUUUCCUGUUAUAAUAAUUGACGAGGUACUGAAAUUCUUCUCAAGAAAUUCUAGAGGUGCUAGGUUCAAUUUCAGAUUCAGGAGACCUGAUUUACUACCGAAAAAAGAAGUGCGUGACAAAUAAAGGUUAGAGCCUUAUAAAAGCUGAAGUUCUUUUGCAUGCUUGGUUAAAAAUCUUACAGAAGUCGAGGUGACGCCUGAUCAUAAUCAUGAAAAUGGAGAUCACAAAGCCCCCAUGGUUUUCGAAUUACCCCAUGAGGGGGACACAGAAAGUGGAACCCUUUUGGAUGAAUGGAUAUCUUGAUACGGAUGUAGUUUGUAAGCGAAUUCAAUGGUAAUGGGGCAGCAUAUUUAUUCUUCUCCUCAAAUAGGGAAAUAGAGCAGCCAUGUUGUUCAGGGCACCCACCUGCCUCCUUUUUUUUUGGGUCCUUUUUUUCUUGUGUGUGUGUGUGUGUGUGUGUGUGUGUGUGAGAUAUGGAAAGGAAAUUUAUGAGAUUGAUUUUUUCCAGGCAUUCCUUUGUUUUACACCUAUAUUGUACUUAUUGUACUCAUGAUCAAAGAAGAAAGAAAUGUUACACGUUUUCUA
Molecule: messenger RNA, 3692 nt
Organism: Magnolia sinica
Lineage: Eukaryota; Viridiplantae; Streptophyta; Magnoliopsida; Magnoliales; Magnoliaceae
Product: calcium-transporting ATPase 3, endoplasmic reticulum-type
Exons: 34
Coding region: 66-3230 (1054 amino acids)
Biological process (GO): calcium ion transmembrane transport; intracellular calcium ion homeostasis
Cellular component (GO): membrane
Molecular function (GO): ATP hydrolysis activity; ATP binding; P-type calcium transporter activity
Source: RefSeq, a predicted model, not a curated record